GUCUAGCCGCGGACUCGUGGGGGUAACUAGCACUACGGAACCAGCACCAUGGCGUCGGGCUGCAAGAUUGGCCCGUCCAUCCUUAACAGCGACCUGGCCAAUUUAGGGGCUGAGUGCCUCCGGAUGCUAGACUCUGGGGCAGAUUAUCUGCACCUGGAUGCACCCUGCUCUGCAGUGAGGCAUUUUGUUCCCAACAUCACCUUUGGUCACCCUGUGGUAGAAAGCCUCCGAAAGCAGCUAGGCCAGGACCCUUUCUUUGACAUGCACAUGAUGGUGUCUAAGCCGGAACAGUGGGUAAAGCCAAUGGCUGUAGCAGGAGCCAAUCAAUACACCUUUCAUCUAGAGGCCACUGAGAACCCAGGGGCUUUGAUUAAAGACAUCCGGGAAAAUGGGAUGAAGGUUGGCCUUGCCAUCAAACCAGGAACUACAGUUGAGUAUUUGGCACCAUGGGCUAAUCAAAUAGAUAUGGCCUUGGUUAUGACAGUGGAACCUGGGUUUGGAGGGCAGAAAUUCAUGGAAGAUAUGAUGCCAAAGGUCCAUUGGUUGAGGACCCAGUUCCCAUCUUUGGAUAUAGAGGUCGAUGGUGGAGUAGGUCCUGACACUGUCCAUAAAUGUGCAGAGGCAGGAGCUAACAUGAUUGUGUCUGGCAGUGCCAUUAUGAGGAGUGAAGACCCCAGAUCUGUGAUCAACUUACUAAGAAAUGUUUGCUCAGAAGCUGCUCAGAAACGGUCUCUUGAUCGAUGAAAUCAUAAGGAAUCCAGAGUUUGUGUUCAUGAAACCGUUUUACUGGAAAACAGGAAUAUUGACUACCAAAUCAUACCAGGUUGAGGCAAUGCUGCUUUUCUGAGCAAUUAUUCAUUCCAGUGAUUAAAAUCUAUUGUGCAGAAUGUUCUAAGAGGUUAGAAAUUGAUGUAUACAACAUUUUUUGGUGAUCCAAUUUAAAGGUUAGUGUGGUUAAAAAACUGUUCUAAUAGAAUUGAUUUUUAUAAAGAGUGAAAAUAUGGGCUGUAUUAAGGUUACAAAAAAGAAAUGUAUCAUAACGCCUAAAGUGGAUAGACAUUAGCUACUAUGAAAAAUUUUUUUCCAUGUUUUUAAAAAUAAUGUUCUAUUGUUUCACAGCUGUUUUCCAAAAGCAAAGGGAGCCCUUACAUUUUUCCUGUUUCACGUCAUUUGUGAUUUGUUUAUAUGGUUGAUAAUAUGAGUAGUGUGGAGCUAAAAAAUACAAGCUUGGGCAGGAUGUCAUACUGUGGUCUUGGAUCUGAACAUUUAUUUUUCACUUAUCACCUUAGAUUUGAUUAAUCAAAAACUGUAAAGGCAAUGUCCUAUGAAACCCAGGGGUUCUAAAAUGCAAGCAUAGAUUUUUAUUGAGAUGUUUUCUUUGUGAUUCUUUCCUAUUCCUGGUUUUCUUAAUCUCAUUCAGCAUUCAUAAGGACAUUAAAUAAAUGCUUUUGUAUUAGCUCUCCAUAGAUAAAGAGUAAAGCUUUGGGUAUUCAUUGAGUUGAAUCCUGACUCUGCCAUUCUAGCUGUUUGAUCUCAGCAAAUCACCCAACCUUUUCACACUUCUGAUUUCAUUUGUAUGUUGACUAUAAUAACCACCAAGCAGAGUUGAAUUGAAGAUUAAAAGAGAUAAUUGUUGAUAUACAGAAAGCUUCUAGUACUAUUUCCAGAAUUUAGAGGAUGCUCAGCACAAAGUAGUAGAUAGCAAUGUAAGUUUAUGUGAACAUGGGUUAUAAAGUACUUUUGUAUAAUCUUAUUAAACCUAUGCAUUACUCCUACAAAUGGCAGGACAGGUAUUUUGUUCUGUUUAAAAAAUGAAAUUAAAGCUCUGUGAUAGGCUGGUA
Messenger RNA from Marmota flaviventris (yellow-bellied marmot), 1841 nucleotides. It is a transcript of the gene Rpe, whose product is annotated as ribulose-5-phosphate-3-epimerase. The record is from RefSeq and is a predicted model, not a curated record. Lineage: Eukaryota; Metazoa; Chordata; Mammalia; Rodentia; Sciuridae. Gene Ontology annotation, molecular function: D-ribulose-phosphate 3-epimerase activity. Gene Ontology annotation, biological process: pentose-phosphate shunt; carbohydrate metabolic process.